Messenger RNA from Anolis carolinensis (green anole), 3932 nucleotides. RefSeq names its product Solute carrier family 26 member 10 (gene slc26a10p). The transcript has 18 exons. The record is from RefSeq and is a predicted model, not a curated record. Gene Ontology annotation, cellular component: plasma membrane. The coding region runs from base 52 to 2103 and encodes 683 amino acids. NCBI's taxonomy places the organism in Eukaryota, Metazoa, Chordata, Lepidosauria, Squamata, Anolidae. Gene Ontology annotation, biological process: transmembrane transport. Gene Ontology annotation, molecular function: oxalate transmembrane transporter activity; sulfate transmembrane transporter activity; bicarbonate transmembrane transporter activity.
AUCCUGCCUGAACUGUUCUGAACCGACUGCCUUGCUGAGAGCCCUCUCACCAUGAGCAGCAGUUUGGCCUUGUACCGUGGCAUCUACACUGAGGAACGUUUCCAGCAGGUCUAUGGAGUGGCUGCCACCCCAGAACCAGAGGGCCGUUUGGCAGAGAUGCUGAAGGGCAAGCUGAGCCGGGGCUGUCAAUGCUCCCGGGCAGCUGCCUGGUGCUUGUUCCAGAGGAGGCUUCCGAUUGCCAGCUGGCUGCCCAAGUACCAGCCUAAGAAGUGUCUCCUGGGGGACCUGGUGGCAGGGCUGACUGUGGGCAUUGUACACAUCCCACAAGGAAUGGCCUUUGCUCUCCUGACCUCAGUAGCACCCGUUUAUGGACUCUACACCUCGUUCUUCCCUGCUUUGCUGUACAUGCUUUUUGGUACUGGGCGUCAUGUCUCCACAGGUACCUUUGCCGUGGUCAGCCUAAUGACUGGUUCAGUGGUGGAGCGUUUGGUUCCUGUGUCCCUGCCAUCCAAUGGCACAGUCCCUAAUGAAGUUGCUUUGCUGGAGGGGCAACGCAUUGGGGUGGCUGCAGCCAUGGCUUUCCUUGUAGGACUCCUCAUGAUUGCGAUGUUUACGCUCCGCCUGGGCUUCCUCUCCACCUACCUCUCAGAGCCCGUGGUCAAGGCCUUUACUAGCGGUGCUGCUUUGCAUGUAGUAGUAUCUCAGCUCCAGAGCCUGCUAGGGCUGCCUUUGCCACGACCUGAUGGUUGUUUUGCCAUCUUCCAGAUACUGGCAUCUGUUGUGGAAGCCUUGCCUUUAACCAACAUUGCUGAACUACUUAUCUCCGGUCUUUGCUUGGCUGUGCUGGUGCCCAUAAAAGAGAUCAACAACCGCUUCCGUAGCCGGAUGUGGGUCCCCAUCCCAGGAGAAAUCAUCAUGGUACUGCUGGCCACCGGGAUCUGCUUCGCUUCCUCUUUAAAUACUCAUUAUAAAGUGCAGAUUGUUGGACACCUCCCAGCAGGGUUCCCACAGCCCCAGCUCCCAGCCCUGCAUCUGCUGCCCCAAGUGCUGGGUGACACAGUGGCCCUCACUUUCGUGGCCUACGCCAUCUCAGUGUCCCUAGCCAUGAUCUACGCUGAGAAGCACCACUAUAUCAUUGACCCCAAUCAGGAACUCCUGGCCCAUGGCCUUUCAAACCUGGUCUCCUCCCUAUUCACCUGUUUCCCCAGUUCAGCCACACUGGCUACAACCAACAUCUUGGAAAGUGCUGGUGGACACACGCAGCUUUCCGGUCUUUUUACUAGUGCUAUUGUCCUGAUUGUCCUGAUGUGGAUUGGCCCACUUUUCUACUACUUGCCCAAGUGUGUCCUGGCUUGUAUUAAUGUCACUAGUCUUCGGCAGAUGUUUCUCCAGUUCCAAGAUCUACCUGAGCUAUGGAGGAUCAGCCGCAUUGACUUUGCUGUCUGGGUGGUCACGUGGCUCUCUGUGGUUGUACUCAGUGUGGACCUCGGCCUGGCAGUGGGGAUUGUAUUCUCCAUGAUGACUGUAGUUUGCCGCACGCAGAGGGCCGAAUGCUCAGUGCUGGGCAGGGCAGCUGACACAGAGAUCUAUAAGCCUGUCAAGUACAACAGCAAGUGCUUUGAGGUUCCAGGUGUCAAAAUUUUAAGUUACCAAGCCCCCAUUUAUUAUGGCAAUCGCAAUUUCUUUCGUGAUGCUCUAAGUCAACUUGUGGGACUGGAAGACAUCAUGAAGCAUGAGGACCAAGAUCUAGACCAUAGGAUUAAGAUGGACAUCAGCACUGUGGAGAGCAGUGUCUCUGUUUUGGACCAAAAGAAAAGCACAGGCAUGGCAGUACAGGCUGUGAUUCUUGACUGCAGUGGAGUGUCUUUUGUUGAUUCGGCUGGAGCCCGGCUCCUUAUUCAGGUGUGUGCAGAAUGCCAGAAAGCUGGGGUGCAGAUGCAUUUGGCAGCCUGUAAUGCCAACAUUCUACAGACUUUGAGCUUUUGUGGCCUGAUGCAUCACCUUCCCCCACAGCAGAUUUUUGUCACUGUCCACGAUGCUGCUUCAUAUCUCCAGCAGACAAUGGGAAAUGUGGAACAGAAGGAUCCAACCAUCUGGGUGUAACCAUCUUCUCCCAAAGAUCAAGGAAUGUAUAAACCAACCUGUGUGUACCAGGACAUGGACUAUCUGAAAUUACAAAGACAUGUUAAAGGCAGCUGGCUGCCAUGAAAAGCGAGGCUCUGCCUACUACUGGAAGUCUGGCUUGUCAGGAACAGCCUCAUGGAGAAGGAGGCAAUGAGGAUGAGAUGAGCACAGCCCUCACUCAACAACUGCUCUUCCCAAGAGCGACAUGGCUAGCAGUACCUCGAAUUAGCUCGCUGCUAUACUAGUAGAGGGAGGGUCUUGUUUUGCACUCCCUCCUAUCCUAGCAUUUUUCUUUCAACACCAUCAAAACAGAAAAAAGCAAGAUUAUUUUUUAAACAAAAUGUUUUAUUCCCUUCCUUCAAGUGCUUUCUUUACAGAACAAAAAUGUCUUGCACAAAACAGAAAAACAAUUAAAAGCAAAAGGGAAGGGACAGAGCCAUUUCCAGCCCAUACAACUGGGGAAUGGUGUGGGGGAAGAUGUGAGGCACAUUCACAUUACACAAUUAUGAUUCCAGUUUAACUACCAUGAUGCCAUCUAGCUAAAGUGGGAUCAUAAUGUUAUAACUAUGCAGUGUGAAUGGGAUCCUGGUGAGGACUCAUAGUAUCUGCAGUGUACCCCACUCCUAGUCUCUCUUGCAGGAAGCAAGAGUGACUAGGAGAAGAGAGACUUUAGGUUUGCGAAGUACCUAUUGCAAACAGAAUGGGAUGCUCUUAACCAGCAUGGCCUUUAAAUUCCAAGAUCUGGAGAUGAAAAUGCCUUUGGCCCAUGCAUUCCUUUGUUGUGAUCUGAGGAAGUCCCUUGCUGACCAUUGACCAAGAUAUUUACACUGCCAGUUAGACAGGAGGCACCGCUGCAGGCAGCCUUAGUGAGAGCCAAGAAUGAAGAUGGGACUCACUUUCUACGCAGUCUCCCUCGGCCUGAAGAGCUUCUAUCUGCUGUUUUAGAUCUCUGUCCUUCCCAGGAAUACCCAAAGAGUAUUAACAACAGAGCUGGAACUCAUAUCAUAUUCAGCAUGCUCUAGCCCUAGUAAUUAUUUAAAUAACAUUGUUAUCAAGAGACAUUUGGAAGUAUAGAUCCUUCUUGCUGAGGUUGGGGAAGAGAGUCGCUUCCGUCCAAGGUCUGUACUUUCAGCCAUCACACUUACAUCUCACUGAAAGCCAGGGAAUGGGACAAGAAGUAGUUUAUAUUGUCAACAGGAGUUUAGAAAUGUUUUGUAUUUUUGGAUUACAAACCACAGAACCCUAGAAGGUGUUUUUAAUUAAUAAAAAAAACCAAACAAACUUCCCAAGCUCUGGUCAACCAAUUCAAGUAGCAGUAUUUUUUUUCAAGAUAGUAGGAUGCAGGUAAAGAGCAGCAUAUUUAAAUGGCUCAGUGAACAUACCACCUAUACUAAGUAAAAAUAACAGGACACGGGUGAAACUCAUCAUGAUAACAUGAGCUUAGUCUUUGCAGAUGGGGACUCUCAUGAUCCCUAACUACUUGUCAAUUAGGUUUGAUAAGAAUGAUAGGCCCAAAUCUCCAAAGGGAAUCAGUUCAGAGAAAGCUCUGAAUAUGUGCAUUUUUGCCUUCAGCUAUGUUAAUGUUUCUCUGUUAGUUUGAAGUAAAAUAUUGGAACCAAACAUGAGGGAAAAACAAACCUACUCAGCCCUGUUUUGCAAAUAUUCCCAACCACCACCAAUUGUAGAAAAAGCAGCAAUGAAGGUUGCAGGUUUGAAACCAAGAAGGCAAAGAAAGGAGGGUUUUGGGAUAUGGGGAAACACUUGGCGAAUGGAUUUCGUUGGAAAUAAUAAAAAUACAGUUUCUUGUU